Molecule: messenger RNA, 678 nt
Organism: Anopheles marshallii
Lineage: Eukaryota; Metazoa; Arthropoda; Insecta; Diptera; Culicidae
Exons: 5
Coding region: 1-678 (225 amino acids)
Source: RefSeq, a predicted model, not a curated record
AUGGCGACACGUUGCUUUGUGGUGUUUGUCGUACUGACGAUGGUCAUAGUGCACGCGGGUUGUGUUGAAAAUGAUUCAAGAGACGGUGUUGUUAAGAGUCGACAAAAGCGUAUUGUGUUCCCGUUAAAUGCAGCCAUGGGUAUUAUUUUUGCCCUGGCCAUCCCGCUUGGCAUACCGAGUAGAAACAUCUUUAUGUCGUACAAUUUUGAAGGCAACUAUAACAACCCGGCAGACGCGAAUAUCUUCUCCGAGGGAUUCGCGAACUAUAUUAAAGGUAUCGUGGAACCAUUAACUGCACCUUCCGUACCGGUUUCGCAUUACGGCAUCAGGAAACGAAACACUAACGAUCGUCCAACCAAAGGCCCUGCAACCACACCGCAAAUCACGCGGAGAAAGAUUUAUAAAAUGCUGCAAAAUCAUCUGCAGAGCCAACACUUUCACGGAAGGAAGUGCUUACAGCGCAUGAUCUGCGAAGCGGCGUUGCAGCCUUUCGGCGAAGCGAACGGAGUUGUCGGAGAUUUGGUACAAAUUCUGCUAAGUCCAUCCACCUCGAUGGAUGAAUCAUUACCGAAGAAGUAUCGGAUGGCAGAACUGUCCGGGCGCGAUGGGUCCUGUGCUUCGUAUCGAACCGAGUGUCCAAAGGAUCCGCUAAGAGCUGUCAGUGUUUUGUUAGAAUAA